Macadamia integrifolia is the source of this 1511-nucleotide messenger RNA. RefSeq lists its product as uncharacterized. The transcript has 5 exons. The coding region runs from base 726 to 1337 and encodes 203 amino acids. Lineage: Eukaryota; Viridiplantae; Streptophyta; Magnoliopsida; Proteales; Proteaceae. The record is from RefSeq and is a predicted model, not a curated record.
AAUUGUACUCCGAUUGAUUGUUCUUCCAAAGGAAAUUCCCUUGGAAAGUUAGAGCUAUCCUAAUUCUUGAAACAAAUCGGUUGUGUUCAUCCUGGAUUGAUUGGUUUUUAGUUCUUCAACUCCAGUCCUGAUCAGGAAAAUUAUUGGAAUUCAAAUUGUUUUCUUCUUCCAUGCAGUCUGAGAAGAUAGUAAUGUAUGGAACAGGUACAUUGAGUAGUUAUAGCUUCCAUCAGAUAGAUACUACAGUAGAGUAUACAAUGCUAUUUUCCAACUCCUGGUCAAACCAUAGAUGGGUUUAAAAGGGAAGAAGUGUUAUCAUAUGUAAUUAGAAGCGUUUAUUGAAAUUGAGUUGAACUGUUUACAUGGAAACCAACUGGUGUCACCUAUAUCAUUGCACAGUUGACACCCAUGGUGAAGAUGGCAUUUUAUGCAAAUAUUGGUUUCUAACAGUAACGAUUCUGUUAAGUGCGAACCAUACAAAUUUUUGUUUCUUCCAGGUUACAAAUUUUUUAUUUUUUAUUUUUUUUCCAGCUAGCAUACAUCAUUUAAGACACAGAAUCACUCCAAAAAAAUAGAAAUGCAAAAAAAGUGUGCCAAAUCCAGAAUCAAGUUUAAAAAACAGAAUCGUUACAGUACAGAGCCUUACUGAUUAGAGAGAGAGAGAGAGAGAGAGAGAUCUGGCAAUUAAGAUCAAUUGCUUUUGGGGGAUGUUGAAUUGAUAUUUCAUGGCAUUGGCUGCUUCAAAUCAUUCCCCUGGAGAACCCGACUCAGAUUUUCAUGACAACAAUUCAUGGUGCGAAGAUGAGUCUCUAUUUGAUAGUUUGGAAAAUGGACGAGAUAGGGCAUCUGACUUGGACAGAGAGUGGCAGAGGAGGCAUGAUCAAUUCCAUACGAUUGGCUAUCGUGAUGGCCUGACAGCUGGAAAAGAAGCUUCGGCACAAGAGGGUUUCAAUGUUGGGUUUAAGCAAUCUGUGAUUGCUGGAUAUAGUUGGGGCCUUGUUAGAGGCAUUACGAGUGCGCUGGCGUGUCUUCAUGAUGAUCAGAGAGGAAACUUGGUUGAAUCAGUAGAGAAGAGAGAGAAGCUUCAAAAUUUGUAUGAAUCUGUGAAGUCUCUUUCAUCAAGAGAUUCCCUAAAUAUAUUCCAUAAAGACAUCGUAGGCGGAAGUUCCGGAGAAAAUGGUAUGCAUUUGGAGGGACACUUCAAUUCAGCUGUUGAGCCAAAUGAAAUUCUAGGUAACAGUCAAUUGGGAUGCCACUACAAGGAGCUUGAGUCCUUACUUCUUGAAUGUCCUCCUAUAAAGGUGCACUGGACAGUGGAUGAGAAGGUGGUGGAAUAACUAUUUUUCUUGAAUAGGGUUUUUUGUCUGCCUAUAAAUACAAUCAGGAAUUCCGUCAAAUUAGUGGCUAAUGUCCAGAUAGAGUUACAUUGAAGAAAUGUGGCAUACAAUGAAGUAAUGACUGUUACUACUUUGUAACUCACAGAAAUUUAUGCAUAAAGCAAUAUUUGCUCA